CAUUUAAUAAGAGAGAAGAAUGAAGAUCAUCUUGACUUUCACUCUGCUGAUGAUUCCUGAGGAAGUGGGCGUCUCCGUCACAUUCAGCACUUCAUGUUAAACAUGUAACCAGGAAAGAAACACUCAAAACUCAUCUGAACACACAUCGAGAGCUUCAGAAGAACUGAAUCUACUGACAACAGAGAAGAUCAUUUAAUAAGAGAGAAGAAUGAAGAUCAUCUUGACUUUCACUCUGCUGAUGAUUCCUGAGGAAGUGGGCGUCUCCGUCACAUUCAGCACUUCAUGUUAAACAUGUAACCAGGAAAGAAACACUCAAAACUCAUCUGAACACACAUCGAGAGCUUCAGAAGAACUGAAUCUACUGACAACAGAGAAGAUCAUUUAAUAAGAGAGAAGAAUGAAGAUCAUCUUGACUUUCACUCUGCUGAUGAUUCCUGGAGUCGUGAGCUCCAUCAGUGUGACGGGAUAUUCAGGAGGAGGAGUCACGAUCACAUGCAAAUAUUAUGAAGGAUAUGCAACAUAUAUAAAGUAUUUUUGUAAAGGACAGUGGUGCAUAGACCAAAUCAGGACUGAUGAGAAAUAUAAAUGGGUUCGUUCUGGAAGAUUCUCUCUGUAUGACGACACAAGAUCAGCAGUCUUCAUUGUGACCAUCAGAGAUCUGACUGAACUGGAUUCUGACACGUACUGGUGUGGAACUGAAAGAGCUGGAAAAGAUUUAUACACUGAAGUGAAUCUGAAGGUUAUAAGAGAUCAACCAAUCAGGAGAGUGAGAGGAUAUUCAGGAGGAAACGUCAUUAUAAACUUCAAAUAUGAGAAGCAAGAAGCGAGUCCUUUGAUAAACAUCUGUAAAACUGGAGGUCAAUGUUUUACUGUAACGAUCGCUAUCAGAGCAGCAGAAUGGAAACAGGACAGACGAUUCUCCGUUCAGGAUGACAGAUCUGCAGGUCUCUUACGUGUGUUUAUCAGAGAUCUGAAUGAGAACGACUCUGGAGAAUAUUAUAUUAUAGUCAAAGUUUCUGAAGAAUACAGUUUCUUCUCUGAGUUUAAUCUGAUCAUCAGAGACGAUGAUUGUUGUGUGAAGAGCAUCAGUCUAUCAGCUGCUGCAGGAGGAUCUGUGAACAUCAGCUGCAAAUACCCACAAUCCCACAUUAGUGAUGUGAAGUUUCUCUGCUGGAGAUCUGGAGCUGAUCUCUGUGCUGAAGAGACGUCUGUGAAGGAGAGCAGAAGAUGGAGUCCUGAGGGAAAGAUCCAGCUGUAUGAUGACAGAGAAGAGCAGCUCCUGACGGGAAGCAUCAGUCAUGUGACUGAACAAGAUUCAGAAUACUGGUGUGGAGUUCAGUCUGAUCAAGGACACAAGAGCUUCAUCACACGAGUCCUGAUCCAUGUUACAGACUUUCCAGAAACUACAUCAUCAUCAUCAUCAUCAUCUUCAUCAUCAUCAUCGUCAUCAUCAACAACAACAUCUUCAUCAGCAGGCUCUUCUCUGAUCCUCCCUCUGGUUCUGGUUCUGGUUCUUCUGGUUCUGAUCAUCGCUGGACUCUUAUUACUGUUUCUCUGUAAGAAGCAUCAGUCUCGAGGUGGUGAUUCGUCAUCUCAGACUGGACCAAGAAAACAUGAAGUGGUUUCUAACACUGGUUGUGAUUAUGACGAGAUUAAAGACAUACAAUUACCCACAAGCCCCUCUGAUUCCUCUAUCUGUGUUUACGCUACAGUUGAGAAAGUCUCUGGUGACUCUCAGUGCCGCAUCGCAUCUGCUGAGGAUCUGAAUUACGCAGUGGUGAAUUUCCAUAAGAGAUCAGACUGUCCUGACAGUGUCAGUUUCAGGAAUGAUCAGGAUUACACUGAAUACGCUGCUGUCAAUCAUCUCACUGCUUGAAGAGCCACAGCAGAGAAUAUAAAUGAGCUGAAUGUUUUUAUCAUCUUGUCUUUGGUGUUAAGUUUGUGUGUUUGGUGUUUUUUUGUUAGUCUUCAGUGAUGCUUCUUUGCCUUGUAUUUAAGUUAUUCGACUGUCGGCAUGAAGUCUGAUGAAUGUUUAAAUUACAGCACAGCGUUUUGUUCUGCAGAUGACAAUGAAAAAAAUGAUCAAACUUUUGGUCAGAGUUUGAUGUAAUUAAAUACUGAAUAUUUCAGAGACAAAAGUGAAAUUAAAGCAGAAUAUGCAGCUGUGCUCAAUGUUAUAAACAAACUUGGGAAAUACAGCAACUGUUGUUUUUUUCUCAGUUCUCAUUUUAACAGCCUGAUAACCUAAAAAAAUAGUUGUGAUAUUGUUUUGUAAUGUGAUAUGAAUGGAUUAUGGAAAGCUGAAAUGCACAUAAAAGCACAUCUGAGCUUUGUGAGUGUCUGUUGUGAAGCCUGAAUAAUGUUUAUUUCAGAACAUUGACUCUCCACUGAUGUAAUAAAACAUGAACAUUUUGUUCCUGAAAAA
This is a messenger RNA of Megalobrama amblycephala (Wuchang bream), 2425 nucleotides long. RefSeq lists its product as uncharacterized. The record is from RefSeq and is a predicted model, not a curated record. Gene Ontology annotation, cellular component: plasma membrane. The transcript has 10 exons. Lineage: Eukaryota; Metazoa; Chordata; Actinopteri; Cypriniformes; Xenocyprididae. The coding region runs from base 398 to 1876 and encodes 492 amino acids. Gene Ontology annotation, molecular function: transmembrane signaling receptor activity.